AUGCUGUGCGCAAUUUCGGGAGAGGCACCUCAAGUGCCAGUCGUCUCGCCCAAGAGCGGCAGCGUCUUCGAGAAACGUCUCAUCGAGGCCUACAUCGCUGAGAAUGGAAAAGACCCUGUGAAUGGGGAGGAGCUCUCCACAGGCGACCUCAUCGAAGUUAAAUCGCAGCGCGUUGUUAAACCCCGACCUCCUACGCUUACCUCCAUCCCUUCUCUGCUCAACGUGUUCCAAGAGGAAUGGGAUGCCCUGGCCUUGGAGGCAUAUACACUGCAACAGACUCUGGCGCAAACCAGACAGGAACUCAGUACAGCGCUUUAUCAGCAUGAUGCGGCUGUGCGGGUUAUUGCUCGAUUGACGAAGGAAAGGGAUGAGGCCCGCGAUGCGCUGUCAAAAGUUACCAUCGGAGCUAGCCGCACCGGCGCUGCCGCUGCUGAGGCCAUGCAAGUUGACUCAACUGGACUGCCCGAGGCAGUUUUGGCUCGGAUUGAGAGCACACAGGCAACUCUCUCGAAGACCCGCCGUAAGCGUCCUAUCCCUGAAGGGUGGGCUACUAGCGAAGCCAUUUCCGCCUAUCAGCCCUCCGCGAGCUCCGAACCUCUUUGCCCUGGUGGCAGAGCACUGUCUGUCAAUGCAACAGGAGACCUGGCGCUUGUCGGGGGAGCCGACGGAGCCGUUGGUAUCUACUCAUUAUCUCAGAAGCAGGUCCUCCAAACCUUGCAUGCGAAUGGCCCGGUUACCGACGCUGUGUGGGCGGGCGAAAAGGCUGUCGUUGCCUCCUCCACUGGUGCCGUGAAGGUGUUUGAGAACGGCAGUGAAGUCGCUAGUUUCAACUCCCAUGCCGGGGCGGCAACGGCCCUCGCUGUGCAUGCGACCGGCGACAUUGUUGCCUCUGUUGGUGCUGAUAAGAGCUAUGUCUUGUACGACUUGUCAACGACCUCAGUGGUCACUCAGAUCUUCAGUGAUGCAUCUCUACUGUCCGUGCAUUUUCAUCCUGAUGGCCACCUCAUUGCUGCCGGAGGUGUCGAUGGGCAAAUCAAGAUCUUUGACGUCAAAACGGGUGUGGCGGCCGCCAAUUUCGCUAUGUCUAGCGCCGUGAAGUGCCUCUUCUUCUCCGAAAAUGGCACUUUCUUGGCUGCUGUGGCGGACAAAUCUACUGCUGUGUCCGUUUGGGAUCUACGUAGCUCUCAGGAAGUCAAGGUCCUGGAUACUGGCAACCAGAUCGAUUCUCUCAACUGGGACUACACCGGCCAAUUUUUGCUGACCGGUGGGCCUAGCGGGCUGACCGUCCAGCAGUAUUCGAAGGCAGCCAAGGACUGGUCGGAGCCCUUGCGGAGUGCUGUUCCGGCAGUUGCGGUGGGAUGGGGCGUCACCGCCCAAAGGAUUGUGGCGUUGAAUAGUGAAGGUGCGAUCACGGUGCUCGGUGGGCAGUAA
Molecule: messenger RNA, 1431 nt
Organism: Aspergillus tanneri
Lineage: Eukaryota; Fungi; Ascomycota; Eurotiomycetes; Eurotiales; Aspergillaceae
Product: pre-mRNA-processing factor 19 family protein
Exons: 5
Coding region: 1-1431 (476 amino acids)
Biological process (GO): mRNA splicing, via spliceosome; protein ubiquitination; DNA repair
Cellular component (GO): Prp19 complex; cytoplasm; U2-type catalytic step 1 spliceosome
Molecular function (GO): protein binding; ubiquitin protein ligase activity
Source: RefSeq, a predicted model, not a curated record